AUGCGCCUCAUCCCCCGAUGGCUGCAAUGCCUCUGGUGGAGGUUUUCAUCUCCCGCAUAUCCCGUCUUUCCCCCGCCGACGCCCGAAGAACUCCUCGCGCAUCCCAAUGUCCACCGUGAACGACUCUUCAAACGCGUCCAUCGAAUCCCUAAAGGCGAAUCGGAAGACACACCAUUAUUUUCACUCUACCGUCUGUAUGAGCACCUGGUUCUGAACGACAACGUUGGCCUACGCAACGAAAUCGAGUAUUUCUGGUACGCGAAGUGGCCGGUUGCCGCCAUCCCUGACCCCCACGACGCAUCCGCAUCUCGCUACGCGGUCCUUUCAGCCAUCCCAGCAUUGUUGGUUGAAUCAUUCAACCGGCGGAUUGAGUUGGGUCUGCCGCGGAAAGCAGACGCCAUUAUCUCACGCGAGGAAUUGGAACAGUACCAGAAGGAGGACAGGAUCUUCGAGUCGGUCCCAGAGUGGACGAGUAAAGUGGCCCGGUUAGAAGAGACCUUGGUGAUUCCUCAUGAGAACAGUGAGGUACUGGAAUCAUUCGCGGAUGAGCGGGCCAGUGCUCAACUGGCCGCGAAAAAUAUCCUGCAUUGGCAACCUCAUAUUCACUUUGUUUAG
Aspergillus terreus NIH2624 is the source of this 615-nucleotide messenger RNA. RefSeq lists its product as uncharacterized. The transcript has a single exon. Lineage: Eukaryota; Fungi; Ascomycota; Eurotiomycetes; Eurotiales; Aspergillaceae. The record is from RefSeq and is a predicted model, not a curated record. The coding region runs from base 1 to 615 and encodes 204 amino acids.